Molecule: messenger RNA, 3898 nt
Organism: Exaiptasia diaphana
Lineage: Eukaryota; Metazoa; Cnidaria; Anthozoa; Actiniaria; Aiptasiidae
Product: atrial natriuretic peptide receptor 1-like
Exons: 21
Biological process (GO): intracellular signal transduction; protein phosphorylation; receptor guanylyl cyclase signaling pathway
Cellular component (GO): membrane
Molecular function (GO): peptide receptor activity; protein kinase activity; guanylate cyclase activity
Source: RefSeq, a predicted model, not a curated record
UGAGAGAAAAUAUAAUUACUCUCUUUCGUUAAACCGUUAUGAUAUAGCUAUACUGUGGUUAGAAGUGGUUGUUUUCAUAAGAUAGACUUUAUUUUUUUUCAUAGUUAAUGAUCCCACACUGUGAAAACUAUACUUCGGCAAAAAUCUCAUUAAGCUUGCAUGUCCUAUUUGACUUUUAAAUCAGAAAUGAUUAUUAUUACAUUACGACUAUAACAAAUCAACAGCGAAUUYAAAACCAAACGAAAACCAUCUGUAAUGAAAUUACAAGCUCCAAAUUGUAGACGCGUGGGGUUAGUUGGUUAGCUGUGAGAAAGUCGCGUUUUGGAGGUCUUUGCAAUUACAUUUAUUGAAACUAAAAGACGCCUGAGUAAGUAGUAGUAAUCAAGCAAGUCUGAAUUGCAGCUGUGUURGCAAAAAUAAUAUGUGCCAUGAAAAUCCCUAUUCCUUUGAGUAAUUGAGCUUUUUUGUAGUGAUUCACUCAUGGAACUCCUCAGUUUAAAGCUCAUUUUAGUGUCGACCUUGCUCCACRCCACUCGAUCAAGCAACAUCCACUUGGGAAUUCUAAUUCCAGUCAAUGGUUCCUGGAAUGUUGGAAAUGGUAUUCGUCCUAUCAUAGACCGAGCUAUAAGUGCUGUCAACAACUUGGAMUUAUUACAAGGCUAUAACAUCACAUACACAACUCGUAACAGCCAGUGUUCUUCUUACAUCGCGGCGGGGUUGGCAUCUGAAAUGCUUCACUUUAAUCCACCAGUAAAUGCCAUCAUUGGUCCUGGUUGCUCUGAAGGAUGUUUGAGUGCAGGGCUGCUAGCAAACUACUGGAACAAGGUGAUGAUCUCUUACUCAUGUUCCUCGACGGACCUUGAGAACAAAAAAAAAUUCCCUACUUUUGCCCGUACACAAGCAUUCAGUAGAACAUACUCUGMCAUGACACCGAGGGUCUUGAGAAAGAUUAUGGAGCAUUAUAACUGGAAAAGRGCGGCCAUUAUCGCUCCCUAUGGAAACAGUGGUUAUGGAAUAUGGGAACCUAUUGCUAGCGAAGUUAGAGAUCAUUUUGUGCUGAAUAACCUAACAGUGUCAUACUACAAGGCUGAGUUGGUGGCAGGAUACGGUGUAGAUGCUAAUAAAAGAAGGAUGGAUAUACUGGAAGAGAUCAAGAAACAUGCUCGAGUAAUUUUCAUACUGGCGACAAGAUCACAAUUUUCAACCUUUGUYUCCCUGGCAAAAGACCAAGGAAUGCUGAAUGGCAGCUAUGCUUUCAUAACCUUAGAUUUCUAUAUUACAAACUCAAUGCUUAGGAACGAAGAUGUCUUAGACUCYYUGAACGGUAUCAUCUCUCUAACGGUCAAAAGGCCUUCAAUGUCAGAAAGAAAAGAAACAGGAAAAUGGCUGCUGGAACAAGGACUCUUAAAGGAUCCAAACUUUACAGUUUCUCUAGCGGCUGAGAGAACUGCCGCAUACCUCCAUGAUGCCAUUCUACUGUACGCCCACGCUGUCAAUCAAACGCUUCAAGACAACAACGACCUGAAUGACGGCAAAUCUAUAUUCAAACACAUGAUAGCACCUUCGCCUCUGUUCAAAGGAAUGACUGGCCCAAUUAUGAUCGACGACAGAGGAAAUCGCGUUCCAACAUUUGUCUUCGAGAAUAUCUUAAAGAACGACACAAUYCCACUGAUGGAGCUUUGGUUUAAUGGUUCUGUGAAAAGAAACUUCGACACGUCGACCGUAUGGCCUGGAGGAGGUGUGAUAACUCCUGACGAUAACCCAAAGUGUGUAUUCAUUCCUUGUCCUCCAAAAGAUGUCAUAAAUUCAACUGCUCGGAACGCUAUCAUCACUGGUGUGGUCGUUGCGAUAUUUUUAAGCGUGUCUGCUCUGAUAUUUUAUUGCAGAAAAAGAAAAUAUGAAAACGAACUUUUGAGCAAGGCAUGGAUCAUUGAUUAUAGUGAGAUUUCGCCGGUCAAUCUAGACGUUCGCUUUGCUAGUAAGGUUAUCAGAUACUGCGACGAUACUAUGUCCAAACUAUCGAGGCUUUCUCAAACACAGACCCCAAAUCCACUUUCAAGCAACUUUGGUCAGUACAAGAACGAUUUUGUGGCACUAAAACGACUCCGCAAGGACAAUCUCAGUCUGUCACGUGACAUGCUCAUCGAGAUGAAACAGGUGAGGGAUGUUAACCAUGUGAACCUCAUUCAAUACAUUGGUGUGUGUUUAAACCCCUUUCAUAUAUGCAUCGUCUCACAGUACUGCCAUAGAGGCAGUCUACAGGUAACUUAUGUUCAUUCAAUAAGUUUAGCAUACAAAUAAAUCAUGUCCUUCUCUAYGCAGGGAAUGCAAGCGAUACAUAGCAGUUCUAUUCAUGUCCACGGGAGCCUGCGCUCAUCSAAGUGUUUGAUUGACAACCGUUGGGUGUGUAAAAUCGCUGACUAUGGACUGAAUCUCAUCAAGGCCAAUCAGAAGAAAGAUAUUGAAAUAGGCUCCCACGCUGCAUAUACUAAGUUAUAUUGGAAAGCACCAGAGCUUCUAGAUGGCUUUCAAAGCGGUAAAGAAGCAACGAGUCAACUUGGCGAUGUUUACAGUUUUGGCAUAAUUCUAAACGAGCUCAUAACAAGAGAAGAACCCUAUUCAUGUACAGAUCUUUCACCUAGAGAUGUWAUCGCACGGAUUUGCAGUCGAACAAAGCCCCCAUUUCGACCUCAGAUUCCAAUGUACGUAUCAAACAUUCCCAUGAUCGAACUGAUGAAAAUGUGUUGGGCUGAUAAUCCACACGACAGACCGACUUUUAGUGAAAUUAAAAAUAAACUUCGAGUCAUGAACAAAGGAAAACACUCGAUUGUUGACAACAUGUUACGAUUGAUGGAGAACUACACCGACCAGCUUGAAAACAUCGUGGAAGAUCGGACAAGACAAUUAGCUGAAGAGAAAGCCCGUACCGAUCAGCUACUGCACAAAAUGCUMCCAAGGUCUAUAGCAGAAUUAUUAAAACAAGGACAGCCAAUGAUYGCUGAGAGUUUUAAGUCUGUUACCAUAUACUUCAGUGACAUUGUAGGAUUUACUUCUCUAGCAGCUAUAAGCACACCUCUACAGGUUGUGCACUUUUUGAACGAUUUAUACGUGAACUUCGACACCAUUAUAGACUCCUUCAACGUUUACAAAGUAGAGACAAUAGGAGAUGCUUACAUGGUUGUUUCUGGGCUUCCUGUGCCUAAUGGUAACAAACAUGCUGAGGAAAUAGCRACAAUGUCCCUACAACUGCUCAAGUCAAUCAUGGACUUUAAGAUAAGACAUCUGGAGAGUAGAAGGCUUGAAAUAAGANAUAAUGUUCCUAUAGGUCCAUGUGUUGCUGGUGUUGUUGGUCUAAAAAUGCCUCGAUAUUGUUUGUUUGGUGACACAGUGAACUACGCAUCAAGAAUGGAAUCAAGUGGCGUGUCCAAUCGUAUUCAUGUUAGUAGUGAAUGUAAAAACGCUCUAGACAAUAUUGGUGGAUGGAUGUUUGAAGAACGCGGUGAAAUUGAGCUAAAGGGAAAAGGAACUGUAGUGACAUAUUUUCUAACCGGAAAAAGUGGACUCAAAGACCUGUAACCAGUUGCUUAAGAAAGACUGAAAUAUAUCGCACUUUGCUGUAACUAAAAGAGCUGACAUUCGAUAAAAGUAGUUUUAUAAUAAAAUACAAUUGUAUCAUAGGUUAGCGUAGUACGCAUGAGUUUUUUUUAAACAAAUAUGUUAUGAACGUUUUAGUACAAAUUGCCAACUUAAUCUGAUACUGAGCCACACUUGCUCAUACUUUACUGUCUUUACUUCCAACCUAUAUCAUUCUAUCGGUAUUACUUCUGUGCAUACAAUAUUUUUGCAUAUAUUUCAUCGUAUAAAGUUGUAAAUAAAAAAAGAAACUGACGAAUAUUUA